This is a messenger RNA of Leptosia nina, 3261 nucleotides long. The record is from the annotation of a GenBank genome assembly. NCBI's taxonomy places the organism in Eukaryota, Metazoa, Arthropoda, Insecta, Lepidoptera, Pieridae.
AUGUCAUGUUUUGGAAUCUGCCUUCAUGAAAUAAAAGAAACAUCAUGCUUGGAUUAUGCAUAUUGUACGAAUGAUGUUGAUGUACAAUAUGUAGACCCUUACUCUUCUAUUUGGCACCACUGCAAUGGUAUCCAAAAGUAUAAUCCAAGUUAUGGUACAAUAAACUAUAUGCCCAUGAAAGUCACAUUAAAAUUGGACAGGGCGUACGAUAAACUCCCUUAUUUCGCAGGAUAUAACAAUUUCAAUCUUGGCGAUCUUGUUAAAUAUCUUGAUGUUAGCAACAAUCGGUUAAUCCAGUUUCCUACUUUAGCGUCUAUGCCAAUUUUGAAUAUAUUGAACGUAUCUAACAAUGCCCUGAUUGAUGCGAAACUGAGUGCUGAACUUCGAUUCCCCGCUUUAGAAGAACUUGACGUAUCUCAUAACCGUAUAGAGGAUAUUAGAAUGAGUGACAUGGAAUUUCCAUUCGCAAAUUUGAAAAAACUAAAUAUUUCAUAUAACAACGUUGUAAGCUUAAGAGAUGCCCUGUUUAGUGAACUAAAUGAAUUGCAAUAUUUAGAUUUGUCACACAACUCUUUAAUAUCGCUGAAUGCUGUUACAUUUGAGGGGCUUAAAAAUAUAAUACAUUUAAAUUUAGGACACAAUAAGCUACAAGAAAUAAACUCAUCUUUGUUCAGAUUUGCUAAAAUGCAAUACGUGUAUCUAAAUAAUAACGAAAUACAUAGUAUCAAAUUUAAUGACUUCAACACAAUGACUCACCUUCGAGAAUUAGAUUUGAGUUACAAUUUAAUAUCUUCGAUUGAAUCAAAUGCGUUUCAAAAUAUGCUCGAAGUAACAAGCAUAAAUUUAAAGCAUAACAUGUUAUCAAUGUUAGAUACUAACAUUUUUAUAAAUACUAAAUUAUUGCAAGGCAUUGAUUUAUCGUCCAAUCAGAUUGUUUCACUUUCGGAGGGCACUUUUAAUGGUAAAAAUAUAUCGAUAUUCGAUAUACGUCAAAAUAAUUUACAGGGUGCUCUAAUGAAAGGUACAUUUGAAGGAUUGUACGGAGUCCCAGAAUUAGAUAUCAGUUACCAAACAUUGACUUCCCUGGAAGACUAUGCAUUUAAAGGCCUGCAAAGUUUAGAGGUGCUAUUACUCAACAAUAAUCUUAUCAAAAAUAUAUCACAGAAAUCAUUUAAGUCUUUAGAGAGUUUGACACGAUUAGACAUUUCAAACAACGAAAUCACCGUAUUAGAUUUUGAUAUGAGUGAUCUUGUACGGCUCAAUUUUUUAUCAAUUAAAAAUAAUAGAAUAAAGUCCAUAUCUCUGACGUUUUUUGCCAGGACCGCAGCUUUAGAUUUUUUGGAUAUUUCAAAUAAUAACAUUACUAAAAUAGAGCCCCACUCGUUAGCGGGUUUAAACCAGCUACAAAAUUUUGUUUUCUAUAACAAUUCUUUAGCCGGAGUUUUAGAUGAUUAUACAUUUGAAGGAUUAAGUGCGUUAUCGAUUCUUGAUAUAUCGAACACAUAUAUAACGACGAUAAAAAAUAACUCCUUUAACCAAAUGCAUGACCUGCACACUCUCAAUAUUUCUCACAGCGCAAUUGAGGAUAUAAGUUUUAAUAGCUUCGUAGACACUGGAAAAAUCGAUAUUCUUGAUCUUUCAUAUAACUACCUUAAAACGUUUAAGAUAAACACGACAAGUCUAAAUAGCUUGCGAACUCUUUACCUAAGUCAUAAUCUUAUCGAAGUGCUUGCGCCUAUUGCAGGAUUGGACUUCUUAAAUUGUAUUAAUUUGUCCUUCAACAAGUUAAAGUCACUGAAAGAUAACGAGUUUAGUACUCUUAAACAAUUGUCAUAUGUAGAUAUAUCAUUUAACGCACAUUUGAAGUUAAAUACUACACUUAUAAAGAACGCGGAAAAUUUAAAAACACUUUUUAUUUCCGGUAUAGAAAAUGAUAACACACAAUUCGAUGGCACGUCUGCUUUUCAAAUAACUGAUUUGGAUAUGUCGAAAUCAAAUAUUACUAAUAUAACUGCCAUUGGAGUUAAGUAUUGUUAUGAACUACAGUCACUGGUGCUAAACAAUAAUGAGGUCGGCAAAUUAGAAGUAGGAGCGUUUGACAAUCUUACGAAGCUGAUGUCUUUGGAAAUAAGUUACAAUAAUAUAACGUUUGUGCAACCAGGAGUAUUCACUGACAAUUAUCAUUUGGAGUACUUAAAUAUAUCGCACAAUCGGCUUUCUUUCCUAAGCUACGGAGUAUUCCGAGGUCUCAUACAUUUGACAACUUUGGAUAUUUCAUACAACGAAUUAAAAAACAUACAAAGUGAUAGGCUUUACGGCGUCCAAAAUCUUCGUUCUCUCAUUGUAGACUUUAAUAAGAUUAGCAGAAUAACUUCUGAAGACUUUUCUCUCGAACUUUCCAUUCUCAGUAUUGGAGGUAAUCCACUUCCUUGUAAUGAUUUAGUAAACCUGAAAAGUAAGUAUAAAGGUACAAAUAUAACAUCCAUAGCCUUAGGAGAUAAUAGCAAAGAAAAUAUUGACGGUAUUUCAUGCCACGGUCGCAUCGAACGUAAACGGGCAGAAACACACGAAUCUGUUAAUGCAAAUAUAGAUAUUCUAAGUGAUAUUAAGGACGUUUUAAUAAAUAUUUCAAAUAAAUCGAUCAAUAAUGACAACACUGUCUACACUGGUGUGGACGACUCAAAAUUUGACAAUUUAAUUAACUAUUUUAAUAAAAGCAAUAAUAUAUUUCAAAAUACUCUACAAGAGUUUAAUAAAACGAUCGAAAUGAUGAUCGAUCUUGUCAAUGAUACAAAAUAUACCCACGAUACCUCUAACAAUAACAAUGUAACCAAUAUUUUACUAGAGAGAAUAUUAAAAAUGAUUGUUGCGAAGAAGACCAGUGUCGACGCAACGGUGAAUAUAAAUGGAACAAAUGGAAAUGUCUUACCGCUCAUCUCUAAGAUAAGGGAAGAAUUUGAAAAUUCUUUGAUCAUUGAAAAGGAGAAUAUACUAGCUGAUGUUAAUGAGAAAAUAGCGUCUAUGAAAAGAAUGUUAGAAAACGUACCAACAUCGAAGUUAUUAACCGAACAGAAUACAACGAAUCCCGAAAUUGUAAAACAAAACUCCAGGCUUCUCUUCACUGAGAUUUGUAUAACCAUAAUUUUAAUAAUGCUGAUCUGUUGUAUAGUAUAUAAGAUAUACGACCGUAUUAUAUUGACGCCGCGCCGGAGGUCUUAUAGUACACAACACAUCGCUGUUUUAGACAAUUCUAAUUUAUAA